Mesorhabditis spiculigera is the source of this 1371-nucleotide messenger RNA. Lineage: Eukaryota; Metazoa; Nematoda; Chromadorea; Rhabditida; Rhabditidae. The record is from the annotation of a GenBank genome assembly.
AUGUCAGACCUUGCUUUAUGUAAGCUGUGCAUCCGUCAGUUUUCUGGCGAGCAACAAGAAAUAGAAAUCAAAGAACUCGGCGAGAACGAGUAUUGCCCUCUCUGUUUCGGCAUUAUCGAUGAUGAACUGAUAGAGCAGGUAGCAGCAGAGGCAGCGCGCCUAUUGAAUGAGAAGCCUUAUGACUCCAGCACAUUCAUCCUCGCCCUAGCACUUCCUGCCUCGCAGAUGCUGCAAUUCCAUCCUGGUCAAGCGGUACCCGAAAUUUACGGGUACGCUAUGCUCGGUUCCGUUCAAGCUGCGUGCCAUCAACUCGCCACCGGGAUGAGCCCGACGUUGACGUCCGAGCUGCAGAUGACUAUCACAUUUGAGAACGACGAAUUUGCCGACUCGGACAGAAACUUUAUCGAGAGCACUUUCCCUGGGGAUUUCCAGUCGCGAAAACGCAAGCAGCAAAACUGGGCUGAAAAUGGGCAGCCUGAAAUGAGCAAGGUGCAGCUGAUCCCCUAUUUCGGCCGGCUGACCGAGGAGCAAUCAAAGCGCUACACGAUCAAGAAGCCCUCAAAGAAGUGCACAUUUUCGAUUGCAUUUGAGAGGGAGCCGGUGUAUAUUGCGGGGCGUUAUUGCAAAUACUCACGGUCUCUGCCUCAAAGCCCUUGGUCGGCAGAUGAGCAGAUAUUGCCGAUCCCCGGAAAUUCGGUAACCGAAAAAGUAUGUGAGAUCCUGAAGCGUGAAUUCCAAGCCGAAUCGUAUCGCUUUGUCGCAUCCGGGCGAGAAGAUGUCGAUGUCCGGAUGCUGGGCACUGGACGGCCUUUCGUCGUGCACCUGAUUAAUUGUCGUCGGCUUCUUGGAUUGAAGUGGCCGCACUAUAUCGAUCGAUUGAAGGGACUCGAGGCGGAGAUCAACAAACAAGAUGGCAUCAGGAUCAACCAAUUAACCAGGGUGAAUCGCGAUGAAGCUGAAUCGUUGAGCGUUGGACAAGAAGAGAAGCGAAAAACCUACACCGCAUUCUGCUACAGCACGAAGCUGAUCACUGAUGAUAUGUUGACAAACCCGAUGGCGCGGAUUCCACUAGAGACUAUCCAAAAGACGCCGGUACGUGUUAUGAAGCGUCGCUCGCUUCUCGACAGGCCUAGGACGAUUUUCACGAUGGAGACGAUGAGAAUUGACGAUUUCCAUUUCUUGCUUAGAGUCGAGACCCAAGCUGGCACCUACAUCAAGGAAUUUGUCCACGGCGACUUUGGCAGAACACGGCCCUCCAUGGCCGACCUUAUGGGCGUCGACAAGGGCGAUGAAGUCGACAUCCUCGAGCUCGACGUCGAAAACGUCGACCUCGAAUGGCCACCAUUCUAUGAAUCCCCCCAGAAAUUCAAA